AUGCCUUCUCAACAGCAUCCAAGAGCACAAUUCGUACCUCUUUCACCUAAUAUUGAUCUCGACGCUCUAGUCGAGGAUAAUGCGAGCUUCGACCAUGUCCGCAGACUUCCUCAGUCUGACCUAGAAGCACACACUGUACAAAGUUUGGAACAAUUAGUAUAUUCAUAUGUUGUCCAAGAAGGUCGACCUCUGAUUCUUGAAGGAUGGGGCUCAUACAUGCCACCAUGGUUAUACUCGUCGAAAUGGCUAGAGGAGAAUUUGGGCAGAGAGGUACAAAAGGUUCGAGAUAUUACCAGCGGCAUUGAUGUUCAAAUGACUAUGGGUCAUUACCUACGUUCUAUGGGCCAACUAGCGAAUCAGUUUACCCCUCAAACUUACCGGGACCCAAAACGACAGCGAUUAUACCUAAAAGAUAUUGAUUGCCCUACUGAAUGGGAAGAAAAUUUAAAAGACGUUUUGCCGGAAGCCUUUUUUUAUCUAAACGAUUGUAUCGAGUCGCGGACUGGUGGUGAUGGAGCAAUCCGCGAACCUAAUGAAUUUGGCCAGAUGCGAUUUGGAAAAGGAGUUGCGCCUGCAGGUGAUCUAAUGAGCAGUCUUCCGACAGAUAUGCGAGCUUUGAAUAUGAUGUGUUACAUUGGUCACGAAGGUACUUACACUCCAGCUCACAGAGAAAUGUGCGCAAGCUUGGGACACAAUCUCAUGGUUGAAACUUCGGGUGAAAGUGAUGGGGAAAUCCCUGGCAGUUCGAUUUGGUUCAUGACAGAAUCUAAAGAAAGAGAGAUGGUAUCGGAAUGGUUCGUUUCCAAACUUGGCCAUGAUAUAGAAGUUGAAAAGCAUUUUGCCCAACUGAACGCCUGGAGAAAAGCCCCAUUCAAUGUCUGGGUCACAGAGCAAAAGGCUGGUGAUCUAAUUUUGAUUCCGCCCCUUGCUCCUCACCAGGUUUGGAAUCGUGGAACUCGAACGAUGAAAGCUGCAUGGAAUCGAACCACUGUAGAUACGCUUGAGCUUGCCAUCCAUGAAGCUCUUCCUCGUGCCCGUCUCGUUUGUCGCGAUGAACAAUACAAGAAUAAGGCUAUCAUUUAUUACACCCUAGAUAAGUACUAUCGCCUGCUUUCACGAGAUACGGUGGAGCCAAAGAUGUGGAUGAGACCUGGAAGUCGAAUUAGGCAGGUUAUGGAAGAUUUCAAACGUUUGUUUAAAUUAUACACAGAAGUACUGAUCAGUGAGCUGUUUUCUCGCUCGUGCCCUGAGAAGAACGUGGAAUUUAUUCAAUACGAUUCAAACGUUACUUGUUCAUAUUGUCGAUGCAAUAUCUUCAAUCGUUUCUUGACAUGCAAGUCAUGUAUUCUCACAGCUCCUACAGGAGAGGAAGAUACCUAUGAUAUUUGUAUGGAAUGUUACGCCAUGGGUCGUUCUUGUGCUUGCAUCUCUUGUUUGGAGUGGGUCGAGCAAUGGAAGGAAGAUGAACUUAAAGAAAACUAUGAACUAUGGCGCGGUGUGGUAUUAAAUUUUGAACCUCUUCACGAAGGUUCACCUAAACCCUUAGAGGAGGAAAGGGGCAGAAUUGGCAGGAAAACUGUUGCUCAAAUAUGUCAAGAACAACUUGCCAUCCGGCCAUGGAAAGACAUCACUAAACCAGAUGUAAUAGAGCCGUUAGAUGGUGAGUCGGAUGUUGAGCCAGAAGCUGAUGAUGAAGGGCGCCUAAAAAAACCAUAUAGAAAGCCUUCUAGAAGAGGUAGAAUUCAAGCCACUAAAAACAAGACAAGUGCUUGUCAUAUCUGCUGCAAUCAUCAUUGGAAUUGGCAAUCCGCCCACUGUACCACUUGCUCCUCAUCCUAUUGCUAUGGAACUUUAUGGCGAGCCUUUGACAUGAUGCCUCAAACAGUAAUGGAGAUGGAAAACUGGGAGUGUCCAAAAUGCCUGAAGAUGUGCUCAUGCGCAAAAUGUCGGAGAGAUGCGAAACAAACACCAUAUACUCCCAAGGGGACACUCCUUGGACAUGAUACCAAAAAGGUAGCCGACUACAGGAGUGUUGAGAGUCUAGUUGAUUUUUCCAAAACAAAUCUUACUUGGUUGAGACACGAAGAUGAAAAUCUGCCAAAUUCUGAAGAAACCGGAAGAAUGAGGAGGCUGCGAGAGAAAGCUGAAAGGGAUAAAGCACAGGAGCAUGUUAUUGAUAAUAGUUACUUGGGAUAUGAGGAAGAAGCUUUCUACCGAGCGGACGAACCAGAGGAUACCCAUUUGAACGAUAUGGCAGACAUCGACCCUUCACUUCGUGAUGACUCAAAUCAAUCAGCCCAACAUCAAAUCAACGGAUUCCAUCCAUCUUGGAAUCAGAUGCAGGAGCCGCGUGAAUAUACUAUUAACGAGCAGCUUCAUCAGCAAUUAGGAGUUCUUGAUGCACAUCAUGACCCAGAUGAUAAUUAUCAUGCUGAUAUGCACGGCCCUAGUAGAGCAGCACAAUACCCAUCAAGACUCUUGGCACCAUCGGUGGUACCAGUGGCACCCAUGAUUUCUAGGGAGGUUCCGCUACCUGAUCCCCAAACACCUAAACCUGCCAACAUGAUGGGUGGUGAUUACUACCCAACAGAAAUUGGGCUGGACGGCAUUCUCUAUGAUUCUCCGAAAUCUGACUCAGAGCCAGCUGAUGUGCCAACUGUUGAUCCUGCAGAACUGCUAGCGUCACUUGAUCAGUUCCGUAGUGUUACAAAGAAGAGAAAACGCCUCAAUUCUGAAGGCAUCCCUGAGGGUGACGAGGAGGAUGUGGAAUUCUUCGCUUCCAAGCAUCAAAGAAAGGUCAAACCCAAGGAAUCAGUCGAUAAAGAAAAAGGGCCAGAUAGUAUCUCUAAACCUGAACGUCGUCCUUCGCGUGUUAACAAACGACAAGAUUAUACUGAGCCAUCAUUGGCGGAUGUAGAGAAUUUGUUAAGUUCGGAAGAAGAAGACGAACAACAGCCAAAUUCAGCGCAGAGUUUGGUUGGCAGCGCUGGUAAGGUAACAGGUGAUGUUGAUCUCGUUGAAAAGGCUUUGAAUUAUUUUGCCAAAGAACAGACAACCCAGAGAGCUGGCUCUACACCCGUCACCAAUGGUAAGAGAAAGCGUGGUCGUCCAAGCCUCGCAUCUAAAAUGGCAGCUUCUCCUAGUGUGGAUUCCUCUUCUAAGCUAUCAAAGUCACCUGCAUCUAUCAAACAUCCUCGAAAAUCUAAAUGGCUUUCAAGACUUGAUGGCGUGGAUGAUCAGGAGGAUAAUAGCUCUGAAGUGUCAGCCACGAGGAGCAGAACCUUGCGCAACAGUGCGCCACUAGAAAUAAAGUCUAGAGCUACUCGACAAACUCUUGCUAAUGCGCGAGGUGGCAAAAGCGAGGCCGAAGCAGAGAGUGAUGAUCCAUUUGAGGACCAGCCUAGGAAGACGCGAGGAACUCGCCAAAACAUGGUAUCAAGAGAGCCGAAGUUGCACAUUAAUAUUUCAGAUGAUGAGUCUGAACGAUCUGGCAACGAAUAUAACGACUAUGGCCGGGAAAUCAGUGAUGGUAGUCUUUUUGGAAACGAUGCAGAGCAUGUUGCUAGUCCAGUUAGCCCUGACAUGUCUGAAGAUGAAGACCAAACAAAUGAUAAAAUAGCCGAAAAUUCUAACAAUGAUACUACAUCACCAGAAGCUAACAAAACAAGACUAUCGGAGCAGUCUAUUCAUGCAUCUAUUGAGGAGCCAGUAGUUGUCAAGAAACGAAGAGGUCGACCACCGAAGAAGACGCAAAACACACGCCCCAUCCAAGCAAUGCCCGAAUUGCGAUCACCAUCUUCGUCUAAAUCGCCUCCACCACCUGGGGGCUCUAAUUCUAUAGUCGGUAAACCGAGCCAGUUCCUUUCACUUCGUGAGAAGCUUGCCCUUAAAGGAAAGAAGCCGAAGAUUGUCUCGCAACAAUCCAAGCAAAAGAAGAUUGAUGAGCAGCAGCAAAGACAAUCAGCUACACCAAGCGCUAGAGAUAUGUCAUCCAAGGUGGUCAAUUCAGCCCAACAGUCACUGUUGUUCACUCCCGUCGAUGGUACAUGUCCUAGCAAUUCAAUCCCUCUACCAAAAACAGUCUCUGGAACAUCUUCAACUGUACCUUCACGCCAACAAUCUAUAAGCCAUGAUGAGAUGCCCGGUACGGUGACUAACCCAGCGACAGAUGCCCAGAACAUCUCAUUGAAAGACACCAUCUCACCUGCUCCUAAUGGACAAGCUUCAUCAUCAAACAAUAGGAGCAUUUCAGCACAGCCCGUCAAGAACGGACUAACAGUCGUGCAUCUUGAUAACGACAACGAUAACAAGCCAGUGAAGAAAGGGCCCACAGUCGUCCGACUCAUAGAAUCAGAAUCUGAGACCGAAUCCGACCAUGAUGAUGACUCGGGAACGAAAAACUUAGGUCCAUCCAAAUCAGCUAGGAAGGAGAGUUUCAGCGAAGAAUCAGAUGAGGAAGGUUGGUCGAGUUCAGAUGAUGAUAUUCCUGCUGUUAAAGCUGUUAAACAUGUCAGUAUGUCACCGGCGCCUCCAACCUUGAAGUCCCCGGUCGCGACAAGAGGAAGAGGUAGACCCCCCAUCCCUAGAUGA
Botrytis fragariae is the source of this 4590-nucleotide messenger RNA. RefSeq lists its product as uncharacterized. The transcript is spliced from 2 exons. The coding region runs from base 1 to 4590 and encodes 1529 amino acids. The record is from RefSeq and is a predicted model, not a curated record. NCBI's taxonomy places the organism in Eukaryota, Fungi, Ascomycota, Leotiomycetes, Helotiales, Sclerotiniaceae.